AUGAGGACAAUUUCUUGGAACUAUCGUGGUCUAGGCCGCACCGCGACAGUCAAAGCGUUGGGUGAGAUUAUCUCUCGUCAAAGACCCAACAUUUUAUUUUUGUCUGAAACGCAUAAAACUACUAGUUAUGUGGAGAAGAUCCGUAGGAAAAUGAGAUUCAGCCAGGGCUUCUGUGUUGACCCUAUUGGGAUUGCUGGAGAUCUUUGCCUUUGGUGGGAUGAUUCACUGCUGAUUAAUAUUGUCGACUUCUCUAAAAAUUUCUUGGAUACGAUGAUUACUUUGGUUGAAACAGGAGAGGUGGUCCGGGCUACUUUUAUUUAUGGUCCCCCUUAUCAGGAGGACAAGGAGGAUUUUUGGAAUGAAUGGUCUUUUAGGGACAAAGAGGACUCGACUCCUUGGUUGGUGAUAGGGGAUCUGAAUGAAUUACUCUCUCAGCAAGAACGUAUUGGAGAUGCAGAUUGGGACUACCACAGACAUCGUUUUCUGGGCAGUUUUAUAAACUCGAACAACCUUUUGGAUGUAGGCUUUUCUGGACCUGCGUUUACAUGGACCAGGAAGGCAUUUGGAAGGAUUAUACUUCAAGAGCGAUUGGAUAGAGCGCUUGUAUCAGCAGAGUGGCUGGUUUCGUGGCCAAAUUCUUCAGUUACUCACUUGGUCAGAGUAGGAUCUGACCAUUGUCCUAUACUUUUCUCUUUGGGCCUUAAGGAGAAUAGAAUUGGGCCUGGUUUUAAGUUUGAGUCCUAUUGGGUUGAUGAGGUGGAGAUUGUGCCUAUUGUGAGGGCCUGUUGGGGCUUUGAUUCUUCUAAAUCCUAUAUUGAUAACUGGAAUUCCAAUCUGACUUUGUGCGCUGCUAAACUAAGGCAGUGGCAUCGUACAAGGUUUCCGGUACAGGUCAAGGAGGAAAUCAAAGAUGUCCUGCAUGAACUCGAGGAAAUUCAGUGUUCCGACCCUCUCGCUAAUUGUGUGCGACAAAAUGAAUUGAAUGCCAUAUUGGGGGAUCUCUGGGAGCGAGAAGAAAAAUAUUGGCAUCAAAGAUCGCGAGUUGCUUGGUUGAAGGCUAGGGAUUCCAAUACCUGA
Molecule: messenger RNA, 1077 nt
Organism: Fragaria vesca subsp. vesca
Lineage: Eukaryota; Viridiplantae; Streptophyta; Magnoliopsida; Rosales; Rosaceae
Exons: 1
Coding region: 1-1077 (358 amino acids)
Source: RefSeq, a predicted model, not a curated record